AUGCCGUCGCCAUACGUGUCUUUACCUGUUGGACGACGGAGAAAGAAAUCUCGUCCUGUGAAAAGCGACGAUGAAAAUGGCGCCAUGACUUUGAACGGCUAUGCGAAUGAUGGGUUCAUGGUAAACGAUAACGAGGGUGAAGAGGCCUUUGAAGAGCUGCCUGACCACCAACCACUGAAGCCGCCCUCGCGAUCGCCUGGGCUUCCAAUAUCCAUCAGUGCCGAGUUGGAGGACUUGAGCGAAAUACACCGGGAUAUUGUCGACGGUUUCGUCCAGGAAGCAAAGGUAGCAGAGGAGAAAAUCCGAAAGCGGAAAGGGCUCAGAUCACCACUGUUCACUGAGAAGGAGCUCCAUGUGAUGGCCAUACGGUGGACAACUUCUCUUAACAAGAUGUCUAAGAUUCCAGGCAUCCAGCUUGACAAAUUCAUGAUUCAUGGACCGGAGAUCCUACGUAUCUUGCGGAGAUACUACAGCGGUUACCGUGAGGUCAUGGAUCCCAAGUGCUCUGGAAGUAACGACCAGGAGAUUGUGGAUCUGCUAAGUUCAGAUGCCGAGAUGGGUGAGGAUGCCUACGAGGACGAGGAUGGGGAGGAUUCUCCUUACUUCAACACCAACAGGCACGCCGAUAUUCGGGCCUAG
Molecule: messenger RNA, 639 nt
Organism: Fusarium redolens
Lineage: Eukaryota; Fungi; Ascomycota; Sordariomycetes; Hypocreales; Nectriaceae
Exons: 1
Coding region: 1-639 (212 amino acids)
Source: RefSeq, a predicted model, not a curated record